AUGCACUUCAUCUUGAACCUCAAGAGUGUACACUACGUCGAGGAACUUUGGAUCAGCACCGACCUCGGCACUGACGACACCUCGCUCAAGAAGGUCGACACCAUCAGAGCAGUACAUUCCCGAGUGCCUCAUCACCCUCACCCACUGCGGCCACAACAUUCUGCACACCGUCCCGAUCUGGAAGCUUCCCUGCACUGA
This is a messenger RNA of Phanerochaete carnosa HHB-10118-sp, 198 nucleotides long. RefSeq lists its product as uncharacterized. The record is from RefSeq and is a predicted model, not a curated record. The coding region runs from base 1 to 198 and encodes 65 amino acids. The transcript has 2 exons. Lineage: Eukaryota; Fungi; Basidiomycota; Agaricomycetes; Polyporales; Phanerochaetaceae.